GGAAGCUGGAGGGGCUCUCGGGCGAAGCUGGGAUCGGCGGGGCCGCUCGGAGCGGAGCCCCAGCGCCACACGGCAAAUAUCUAGAUGAGUUGAUGUACCUCCUGGAAGACCUCUGUGUACCCCCAGGGGUAUGGAUACCUCUGGUUGAGAACCGCUGCCUUUGAAUAGGGCAGAUCGUCCCUGGCUCUCCCUUGCAUGUGGUAGACUGAGCCAGAGUCCCUGCAGCAGCCGGGCAGAGGGAGGGCUGAGCCGGGAGCCCCCGGAGGAGGAGAGGAGGCUUCAGGGAGAGCUCCCUUCCCACCCACCCCCCGCACUGCUGUACGCUGAGCAGACCCAGCAUGGAAGCCAUCGCCAAAUACGAUUUCAAAGCCACUGCAGACGAUGAGCUGAGCUUCAAACGGGGGGAUGUCCUCAAGGUUUUGAAUGAAGAAUGCGAUCAGAACUGGUACAAGGCAGAACUCAAUGGGAAGGAUGGCUUCAUUCCCAAGAACUACAUAGAAAUGAAACCACAUCCAUGGUUUUUUGGGAAAAUCCCCCGAGCAAAGGCUGAGGAGAUGUUAGGCAAACAGAGACACGAUGGUGCCUUUCUCAUCAGGGAGAGUGAGAGUGCUCCUGGGGACUUCUCUCUCUCAGUCAAGUUUGGAAAUGAUGUGCAGCACUUCAAGGUGCUCCGAGAUGGGGCUGGCAAGUAUUUCCUCUGGGUGGUGAAGUUCAAUUCUCUGAACGAGCUGGUAGAUUAUCACAGAUCCACUUCUGUCUCCAGGAACCAGCAGAUAUUUCUUCGGGACAUUGAGCAGGUGCCACAGCAACCCACAUACGUUCAGGCCCUUUUCGAUUUCGACCCCCAGGAGGAAGGUGAACUCGGCUUCCGCCGUGGAGACUUUAUCCAGGUCCUCGACAAUUCUGAUCCCAACUGGUGGAAAGGAGCCUGUCACGGACAGACGGGCAUGUUUCCACGCAACUACGUGACCCCAGUGAACCGGAACAUCUAGAGAUAAAUAUUAGAGAUUAUUUAAAGAAACCAGAGAAACAGUAAAUACACAUACAGAGUCUAACUACAGCCAGUGAUCUAAAAUCACAAGAUGGUAAAACCUGAAUCACUUCUUACCACAAAGUGAUCUUCCUUCACUCAGUAUGGAACUUUGGGGGCGGGAGGGAGAAUUCAACUUACAUGCCAAAAUUUACCUUUAAAUUAAAAAAAUUAACAGAUUUCCUCAGCUGCUCCUGGGUUGUCCUUUUCAUUCACUCUUCCUUUUCCCCCUUCCUCUGUCCAUCAGUGCAUGAAGUUUUAAUGCCAUAUAAAGUCCUAGCCAUGCUGAUAAAGGAAAAGGGAGAAACUCUGCUGGUAUUUUCUCUCUAUGCAAACAGUCUUCAUUUGACAUGGAGGGACUUGAGAGAAGAACCAAAUCCACUGUCCUGCCUUUAAAAAAACAAAACUGCUUUUUGCCUUCAACAUUCAGCUCUUUUUGGUUGGGAAAAGAUGGUGUUUUCUUUAUUUUUCCUUCUCCUUAGCCACUCUCCCCUCUGAGGCUCAGUAGCUUCAUAGCAGAGUGAAGGAGACAAACUUUUUUUCACAAGUCAUAGAGCUGCUCUGAGAAAUUCCAAACUACAAUCAGUCUGUUCUCUUUUAUUUUGGUGACAGCUUUUUUUCUUCAAGGUGUACGGUUGAGCACAGUCUGUAAUUUUUUUCCAUAGUGCCUUUUCCCUUAUUUCCUUUUUUUAUUAUUUUUAAGUUAAAAGGACAGUCCAGAGGUUUUUUUCUUUAUACGUGUAAAUAUUUUUAGGGGGGGAGAAGGGGUAGUUUUAUCAAUGAAUAUAAAAAGACAUCUACAAAAAAGAUGGAGCUUUAAUAUUUGUAUUACCGUCUGACUUUCUUUAUUCCAAGGAAAAAUACAAGGCAUAUACAGUGUUGUAAGUGGCAGCACAGGCUGCUCAGAGGUGGGGAGCUGCAGCCAGGAGCCUCAGGAAAAAGGGGAGAGAAGGAUUGCCUCAUAGAAUCAUAGAAAUGUAGGAUUGGAAAGGACGUCAAUAGGUCAUCUAGUCCAGUCCCCUGCACUGAGCCAGGACUAAGUAUUAUGGGAAACGGGCAAACGUAUUUGGGGGUGAAGGUGGGCGAUGUUCUAUCAAAGUACCAUGGUGGGAGAGAAUAGUGCUGAGGUGUCCGACGAAAUGUACAUUCCUCUUGACAGGAAGCUUUAUAUUACAGGGAAACCUCAAGAAAUAGUACUUGAGUACACUUCAAGGUAUUAGUGAAUGUCCAUACAUACCCAUGUAAUCAAGAGUCUGGCUCCCUUUAGGCUGGGGUAGGGAAUAUUUGCAAUCAUGUCUUGUUCUUGAAAAGAGGGGGUGGCAUCACUGUUCUCCACUUUCUCCCUACCCCCUCCUCCUCAUGCCAGUGUUACACAAUUUAAGAAGUUGAUUCUUACUUUUCAAUCCCGGUUCACAGCAGGCUGUGUGGUGACUGCAUUCCCCCUUCCCUCACCACAGUGGCAUUCGUUAAUGCCAUCAGCCCCUCUGCCAGAGCAGUUUGACAUUGAUUUGGACAAAAAGGAGAUAAAUCAAACUGCAGAGCUUUGUGCCAAUCUUCAGUUAUAUUGUUUCCUCUUGGCAGCCCUGUGGCUGAACCCUUCACCCCAACGAUGAACCCCAAAACUGCAACAGAGAUCUCCUGCCCAAGCGGAGACGUUCCUGUAUUGGCGGGUGCCUUUUUUGUACUAAGUGUUACAAAUGUUUUAUUCCUGAGAUGGACUCUGCCUUACACUUCAUUUCUCCAGCAGAUGAAAGAGAGAGCUACCCUGUAGAGUAUUACUUUCUCUCCCUGUCCUUGCUAGCUGUCAUUCACUUUGUCUUCUUUCUAAAAAUGAUUGGAAAAGGAAUCUAUGGCAUUCUACACCUGGACCAUUUGAUUGUUUCCUUAUUUUGAAAUUGGUGUAUAUCAUACAGCCUUAUGUCUUGUGUGUACAUAUAUUAAAAAAAAUCAGUGUUUAAAUAAAAAGGCCUAUGUACUUAAUCCUUUAACUCUGCAGCAGCAUUUGGUAGAUAGUAAUUAACUGUGAAUAAUAAAUAUACAAUGAAUUCU
This is a messenger RNA of Emys orbicularis (European pond turtle), 3079 nucleotides long. RefSeq names its product growth factor receptor bound protein 2 (gene GRB2). The transcript has 7 exons. Gene Ontology annotation, cellular component: cytoplasm; plasma membrane; COP9 signalosome. Lineage: Eukaryota; Metazoa; Chordata; Testudines; Emydidae. Gene Ontology annotation, molecular function: epidermal growth factor receptor binding; phosphotyrosine residue binding. The coding region runs from base 339 to 992 and encodes 217 amino acids. The record is from RefSeq and is a predicted model, not a curated record. Gene Ontology annotation, biological process: regulation of MAPK cascade; signal transduction.